This is a messenger RNA of Solea solea (common sole), 1099 nucleotides long. RefSeq names its product mitotic spindle organizing protein 2B (gene mzt2b). The transcript is spliced from 5 exons. The record is from RefSeq and is a predicted model, not a curated record. NCBI's taxonomy places the organism in Eukaryota, Metazoa, Chordata, Actinopteri, Pleuronectiformes, Soleidae. Bases 176 to 790 code for a protein of 204 amino acids. Gene Ontology annotation, cellular component: centrosome; spindle.
CGAUUAUAAGUGACAGCCUCACGACCUUCACCGUGUUUCCAUUAGAUCCCCUCCCGUGUCGGAUGCAGGGCUCCAUCGUCGCUACAGCGCCCUGCUUGUUUAUUCCUGCGGCAGCAGCGGCCAUUCUUGGACGACAGCGCAGAAGAGCACCAAGCAGGCUGCCUAUACGUAACUGAUGUCUCAACAACAAGCACAACAAACACUGCCCACUGCUCCAGACUCUCCUGCGCUGGUGGUCACCUCCAAUGUGCAGAAAUAUGCUAUUAAGAAGAAAAAGGUCCUCACUGCCGAAGAAGCAGAGCUGUUUGAGUUAACUCAGGCUGCAGGCAUCACCAUUGACCAAGAGGUCUUCAAGAUCAUAGUGGACCUGCUGAAGAUGAACGUGGCUCCUCAGGCUGUUUUCCAGACUCUGAAGUUAAUGUGUGCAGGCCAGCGAGUGUCUGAUAGUUGUGGUGGAGGAGAUUCAGCUUCAGUUGGCAUAACCACAGCACCGGCAGAGGCCAGAGAUGAGGACUCUUUGGUCUCUGGAAAGAGCCCAAAACUUCCUGCAGCUCCUACCUCAGCGUCUGGGCCCAGAGCCACUAGGGUCAACACUAAGAUUGUGGUUUACGGCCCCCAAGACUCUAGUUCUCCUCACUCUCAAGUGCGCAGUAAAGCAGGCGCGAGCCACAGUGAGAAAACUAGGGAGGCCUCCAGUCAGCGAGUGCAGCGGCAGUCCAGUGCCACCAGGGGGCAGAAGACCAAGAGUUCGGGCAGCAGUAGUUCCUCCUCACAGAAAAACUCCACAUAAGAUUGGUCAGUUUGAGGCCAUUUGUAAAUAUAAACUCAACUUUGUGUUUAAUUUAUCUUCAUGUGUAGCCUGUUUUAAGGUUGGUUCACUCUAACUUUAAAAAAGAAAAGAGAGACAUUUUUGAUUCUGUUGGAUCUGUAUCACUAUUGACGAAAUAUAACAUUUAAAAGAAGAUUACAAAAUGUCCCAUCUGAUCUGUUUCAUCCACAAAUGUCACUUUUUUAUUGGUUUAACAUCGUUCCACUGAAAAGUGUUUAAUAGAAAGUGAAUACUUGAGAAAAUAAAAGGAAAACCUUGUGUUUGACUGGA